Molecule: messenger RNA, 429 nt
Organism: Meloidogyne enterolobii
Lineage: Eukaryota; Metazoa; Nematoda; Chromadorea; Rhabditida; Meloidogynidae
Source: the annotation of a GenBank genome assembly
AUGGGGGCAUAUAACACAAGAAUUUGUGAACAACUUAUCGACAAUUGUUUGUCUCAGGAUUGUGAUUUGAAUGGCCUUGGAUGUGAUAAUAUGACUGGUCGGUCACAAGAAGAUUAUUUAAAACAACUUCAGAAAAAUGUCACAACAAGAGCAGGUGCUACACACGAAGAAAUAUUCUCUACUCCGAGCCAUUCUCCGCCUACAGCAGUAGUUCAGGAAGCUGAUAUUGAUUCUGGGUUAAUUGUUCCAGUUGAAAGUGUUCCAAUUGAGAGUAAUUAUUUAGACUAUAAAAAUGCUUAUGUCAAAAAUUUUGGGAGUACUGAAACAAUUCCUAUGGAGCAAUCCGUCGAAGAGGAAACGAACGAAAUCUCUGAAAAGGAUCAACUUGCUGAAAAUGAUGGUACUGAUGGGACAGAAGGAACUGAUUAA